Messenger RNA from Gossypium raimondii (Peruvian cotton), 939 nucleotides. Its product is annotated as ethylene-responsive transcription factor 13. Lineage: Eukaryota; Viridiplantae; Streptophyta; Magnoliopsida; Malvales; Malvaceae. Gene Ontology annotation, molecular function: DNA binding; DNA-binding transcription factor activity. Gene Ontology annotation, biological process: ethylene-activated signaling pathway; regulation of DNA-templated transcription. The transcript has a single exon. Bases 176 to 874 code for a protein of 232 amino acids. The record is from RefSeq and is a predicted model, not a curated record.
AAAAAACCCUCCAACUUCAAUGGCGUCGGGGGAACAUUCAUGGAUAUGUCUUUCAUGUAAAACUAAAACAUCUUACUUCUCUUCAGAUUGUUAGUUUCCUCCUUAUAUAUAAACCACAACAAAUCUUCCUCACCAUACUGUAAAAAUCACCGACAGAUGACCCAAAAGAAAAACAAUGAAAAGGUUUGUGGAGAAUAAUAUAUCAGAUUCAGAGCUCAACAUGUAUCUUGUCGAUGGUUUUGACGAAUGUCCAGCAACAACAGCUUUCACCGGUGUCGUUCCUGAACCUUUCUAUAACAGAAGUUCAAGCUUUAGUGGUGUUUUUCUGAACGAAAGCCGGGGUGAUUUGCCCUUAAAGAUUGAUGAUUCCGAGGAUAUGUUGGUCUAUGGUGCUUUGCGUGAUGCGGCGAACCCCGGGUGGAGUGGUCCGAGCGAGGUUGAUUUGAAGACGGUGGCAGAGGCGGAGGUGGAGGUGGCGGUGCCACAGCAGGAGAUGCGUUUUAAAGGAGUGAGAAGAAGGCCAUGGGGGACGUACGCUGCGGAGAUUAGAGACCCUAAGAGGAAAGGUGGGAGGAUUUGGCUGGGGACUUACGAGACGCCCGAGGAUGCUGCAUUGGCUUAUGAUAAAGCCGCAUUCGAAAUGCAUGGGGCUAAGGCUAAGCUCAAUUUUCCUCACUUGAUUGGAACUGAUUGUAGUUGGGAGCCAAUUAGAGUAGGGUCAAGGCGCCGCUCACCGGAACAUUCAGCUUGGACGGCGUUAUCCGGAUCCACCAAUUGUCCCGCUAAGCCCAAGAAGAAGAAGAAUCGCGAAAUUAGCAUUCAGGCUGAGGCAAGCUUAGCUGCGGAGAUGAUUGAAAUGAGUCCUUUUAUUUAACCAGUGUUAAUGUACCCCUGGGAUUUCAUAUAUUAAGUUUAUCAAAUAUCACAAAAUUCUUUAAA